AGCUACAAAAUGACAAGAAAAAAUGGCGGCAGAAAAUUGAGUUUUGCGGUUAAUGCGGUGAAAAAAUGUGUGAUUUUUGCAUUUUUCGCGAUGAAAAAGAUCAAAAUUUGCAAAUUAGAGACAGGAAAUUGAUUCCGCAAGUGCCAAACUACCCUUAAGUGUACUUAAUUUGCUCUGAGAGCUGUUAAAUUGGUGUAAAAAUGCAAAAUAAAAUGAUGGAUGAACAGAUGAAAGUUAUCGAUGAAAUCUUGCCAAAAUUAAUAAAAUCCCUCACGGGAUUCAGUGAAAAGGAUCGCAAUUUCAAGCUAUGCAGAGAUUUUGCCAGAUCUCGUAUCAAUGCAUCAGAUUCUGAUGAUUCUAGCAUAAGUAUGUUGAAGCGGAGAAUUCUGGGGAUUUCCGAGAGGUUGGAAGUUGAGAAUCUCGCCCAUUUCUCCAAACUCCUCGAGAAUAGCGUGUGUAAGCUUGUAACACAAUCCAAUGGGGAGGAAUACAGAGAAUCUCAUAUUCACUGGAAACUGUUGGACUUUUUGUUGGCCCUAUCGAAGAAUCCCCUUAUUGGGGCGAGGAGAAUGCUCCGGGAAGGUAGUCAUGUAGUCCAACAGGUAUGUGCUGCAGAAGAGAUUCUUUCCGGAGAGAAUGGUGAACGAGUAGAAGAUGUGUUGCCACCGGACUUGAAUGGAGAUGAUACAGAUGAAUUGAGUGAUUGGACAGAAUCGGAAGAUGAAGCACUUCCUGUGGAGCAUUCCAUGCAUCCGGCUGCCAAAAUGUUCCUCAGAUACCUUCCAGGGGAUAGUCCUGCCCAUCAUAGGAAGACUCCGGGUGAGGCAUCUGAUUCAGAUGAUUCCGAAACAUCCUCUGCAGCAUCUCUUUCGGAGGAUCGUGUGCCCUUCUCCCUCCUUCACUGCCCUAUCAGGGAAGUUAUCUGGAUGUUCUUUCAUCCGGACAAUUGCAACUUCUACUGCAUUGAGGAGGAUACCGUGAAAAUCCGCCAAGAUGCCGAAAUGCCAAAUAUAAUUGUUUUCCGGAAGUUUAUGGCGGACUUUGCCCAACCAAUGACUGCUAUUCUCCGCAUAAGAACAUUCUGUAAACGUGUACUUAGCGCCGAAGGAUCUCCCCCGCAGAUGUACUUUAUCUACGCUGAGGCACUACGUGAUCUGUUGCGUCCAAUGGAGGAAUAUCUUCUGGAUGUGGAGAAGAGAAUUACGCCGGAAAUAAUGAAUGAACCUGCAACGCUGCUGAACUUUUGUCACGCCCUGGAGCCACAUUGUCAAAUGCUGAAGCAUCUCCUGAAGAUCCACGAGAGUGCUGUCGUUGAGUGGAAGUACUUCCCACGUCACAUUUGCAGUGCCUUCCUUCAGGCAAAAAUAUUUCAAAUAAUCCAAAGUGGCCUCAACAGGGUGGAGGUGAAUGUGGCAGCGUCCCUGUUUACGGGAAUUGCUCAAUUCUACCUUCAGGUGAUCCAUUCUUGGUGGUCUUUUGGGAAGAUUUCCGACGAGCAGAAGGAAUUCAUUGUGAGUGGAAGGAGUGCAGAGGGUGGGCUUAUUUUCCGUUCUUUCAAUCUCGAUCGUGGAGCAAAAACCACCCCGAAGGAGAAGGAAAUGAAUGACUUGCUGGAACAAUGUCCAAUCCUGGCCCUCCUCAAAGGUCACAGCAAUCAAAUUGAGGAACGACUUGAUGCCAUAAAUGCCUUAGAUCGCGCUGGAAGUACCCGCAUGAUGACAACUAAUUCCCUCUGGCAGGAUUUCCUUGCCAAAUUCACAACAGCAAUUGAGGAUUACUUGGCGCCCCUUCAGGAGAGCUCCGAAGAAUCAUCCCAAAGUUCCUCCUCCUAUGUAAACUUCCGUCAGGGAACCCUCGAGAAGGGCGGAAAGCUCUUUCUGCAGCUCUUCCAAAAGUCCACGAGUAAACCGAGUGAGCAUUCAACGGUUGUUUCAAUUCUGCAGAAUUUAAUGGACAGGAGUAAAGGGAUGCUUCCGCUGGAGGGAAUCUUCAGGAAUGCCUUCAAUGAGACACUUAAUACGGAAAUUCAGGCAUCAGACAAACUCAUGGUGGAGAUUUACUCGAAGGAGCUGAAUUUACUUGAACAUCUUCGUCUAAUUCGUCGUGUCUUCCUCCUUGAAGACAGUGCAACCAUGUUUACCUUCUAUUCGCGUCUCUUUGAGGACAUGGAAUCCCGGCAGGAGGGCAUUCAUCCACUCUCCCUGACGAUAAACCUGCAAAACACCCUCUCUGCUGUCUACCCGGAGAGUCACAGCAAAUUUCGCCUUGAAUUGGCAUCUCUGCACAAUUCCAAGACUGGCAGUGCUCUGCAGAUCAUUCGGCAGUUGUCCUUGAUCUACAAACUUUCCCCGAAUAUUGCAAAAGUCUUCGAUGAAGCCUCCAUGAGGAGCUACAAUCGCCUUUUUGGCUUCCUUUUGAGCAUUAAAUGGAGUCUGUGGACGCUGGAGGGACUCAAAUUCACAAAGAGCUUCUCUAUUGGUUCAGCAUAUGGGUCCCUCACGGAGACCGUGCGUACAAGUCGUCGUCUGGCCAUUAUACGCUUCUGGAUCCUCUACGCUCUCAACAAUAUUCACUUCCACCUCAUGAGUGAGGCACUUCAGCGACUUGGGCAUGAGGUUGAGCAGCGAAUUGGAGCAGCGGAGAGUCUCCAGGAGAUCAUUCAUGCGCACAGUGACUACCUCAACACACUCCUGGAGCACUGCUUCCUCCUGACGGAUGGUGAGAAGCUCCUCACGGGGAUUAAUCAGCUGUUUCACCUUGUGCAAGUGGUACGAAGUGAAUGGGUGGCUGUGGACAAGGAAUGCGUGUCGGAUGAUGAGAAUGCCUUUGACAUUGAGUCGCAAAUUGAUCAAAUUGAGAAGACCUACGUGGAGUGUCAUAGAUUCCUGGCCACAACACUCAGCAAAGAAGUUGCCAUCAAUGGGAAAACAUACCUCAGUGCUCUCGUGUCGGCCUUCGAUCGGAGACUACCCUACUAAAUUGCCAACUCUACAUCCUACCGAAAGAUCUCCAAACAAGGUGACUUUAAUAUGCCAUUUCGUUGCAUUUUGUUUUUCUACUGAAAAAAUGAAUUUUUUUGUAUUAAUUUGAUAGAAUUAAAUAAGGCGCAAGUCGCACAAACUCUAACACACAUAAAAA
This is a messenger RNA of Lutzomyia longipalpis, 3138 nucleotides long. Its product is annotated as gamma-tubulin complex component 5-like. Gene Ontology annotation, cellular component: centrosome; spindle pole; gamma-tubulin complex. Gene Ontology annotation, molecular function: gamma-tubulin binding; microtubule minus-end binding. Gene Ontology annotation, biological process: spindle assembly; meiotic cell cycle; microtubule nucleation. The coding region runs from base 201 to 2978 and encodes 925 amino acids. The record is from RefSeq and is a predicted model, not a curated record. NCBI's taxonomy places the organism in Eukaryota, Metazoa, Arthropoda, Insecta, Diptera, Psychodidae. The transcript has 3 exons.